AUGUCGGAUUCGGAAGGUGGCAGCGAUGCGGGAAGCAUCGGAGGAAGAUCUCGUAGCGUCUCUCGCAGCAGGAGUCCCUCGCGGAGCUCGGCAUCCAGAAGUCCGUCCAGAUCUCGAUCGCGUUCCCGAUCGCCAUCUGGCUCUGAAGAUGGAGACACUAAGGCAGAUGAGGCAGAGGAAGUCAGAUCAGGAGAUGAAGAAGCCGUGGAACCAGAAGAAGAACCUGAAGGGGAAGACUUGAAUAGCAGUGAAUAUGAUGAGGAAGAAGAUGAAGAGGAUGAUGACAGACCGAGAAAGAAGAAGAAGAAAGAUAGAUUUGGUGGCUUUAUUAUAGACGAAGCUGAAGUAGAUGAUGAAGUUGAGGAUGACGAAGAAUGGGAAGAAGGUGCUCAAGAAAUUGGUAUUGUAGGAAAUGAGGUUGACGAAGUAGGACCAACAGCGCGUGACAUUGAAGGACGAAGGAGAGGUACAAAUCUUUGGGAUUCACAGAAAGAAGAUGAAAUUGAGGAAUAUCUCCGGAAAAAAUAUGCCGACGAAUCGCUCGCUGCUCGUCAUUUUGGCGAUGGCGGUGAAGAGAUGAGUGACGAAAUUACUCAGCAAACCUUGUUGCCUGGCGUGAAAGAUCCCAAUUUAUGGAUGGUAAAAUGUCGUAUAGGAGAAGAAAAAGCUACUGUACUCUUAUUGAUGCGAAAAUUUAUCACGUAUCAAUUUUCAAGUGAACCUCUUCAGAUAAAAUCUGUUGUGGCACCAGAAGGUGUUAAAGGAUAUAUUUACAUAGAAGCUUACAAGCAACCGCAUGUAAAAGCUGCUAUCGAAAACGUUGGGAAUCUUAGGAUGGGUAUUUGGAAACAACAAAUGGUACCGAUUAAAGAAAUGACGGAUGUCCUGCGAGUAGUUAAAGAGCAGACCGGCUUAAAAGCUAAACAAUGGGUCCGUUUAAAACGAGGCAUUUAUAAAGAUGAUAUAGCUCAAGUUGAUUAUGUCGACUUAGCACAGAAUCAAGUUCACUUGAAGUUACUUCCAAGAAUUGAUUACACUAGACCACGCGGAGCAUUGAGAACAGCACAAAGCGAAUCUGAAGCAUUGAAACGCAAGAAGAAAAGACGACCACCAGCAAAACCAUUUGAUCCUGAAGCAAUUCGUGCUAUUGGCGGAGAAGUUACCAGCGAUGGAGAUUUCCUUAUUUUCGAAGGAAAUAGAUAUAGCCGUAAAGGUUUUCUUUAUAAAAAUUUCACCACAAGUGCUAUUAUCGCGGAAGGUGUUAAACCUACACUCUCCGAAUUAGAGAGAUUUGAGGAAGCGCCAGAAGGUGUAGAAAUAGAUUUAAGUGGUACACCAGGAACUGGAACUUCUGGGAAAGAAGAUCAAGCUGUAGCGCAUUCCUUUAGUAACGGAGAUAACGUAGAAGUUUGUGAGGGUGAAUUGAUAAAUCUACAAGGAAAGAUUGUUUCUAUAGAUGGAAACAUGAUCAUGGUUAUGCCAAAACAUGAAGAACUUAAAGAAGCUUUGGAAUUUCAAGCUUCAGAGUUGAGAAAAUAUUUCACACAAGGAGAUCACGUCAAAGUUGUAGCCGGAAGAUAUGAAGGCGAUACAGGUUUAAUUGUUAGAGUAGAGCAAAAUAGAGUAGUUUUAUUCUCAGAUUUGUCAAUGCACGAACUUGAGGUUCUCCCGAGGGAUCUACAAUUGUGUUCUGACAUGGCUACCGGCGUGGAUAGCUUAGGACAAUUCCAAUGGGGUGAUUUGGUGCAGCUUGAUGCGCAAACAGUCGGUGUUAUCGUCCGAUUGGAACGUGAGAAUUUUCACGUACUCUCUAUGCACGGAAAAGUAGUGGAGGCGAGACCGCAAGGUCUUACGAAGCGCCGAGAAAAUAGAAACGCGGUCGCUUUAGACUCGCAACAGAACACCAUACAGAAGAAAGACAUCGUUAAAGUGGUUGAUGGGCCACACGCAGGUCGAGGCGGUGAAAUUAAACAUCUGUAUAGAAGUUUUGCUUUUCUACACUCGAGAAUGUUCGUCGACAACGGUGGAAUAUUCGUAUGCAAAACUAGGCAUUUACAGCUGUCCGGUGGAAAUAAAACAACGUCUAUCAAUUCCAUGUCACCAGUGACAGGUUUUAUGUCACCUAGAAUUGCCUCUCCAAUGCAUCCCAGCGGAGGUGGUUUUGGACGAGGCGGUGGUGGCGGUGGAAGAGGCAGAGGUCGUGGCGGUGGCGGUGGUGCGAGACGUGAUAGGGAAUUAAUUGGAACCACCAUUAAGAUAACAGGUGGACCAUACAAGGGAAAUGUAGGUAUUGUAAAAGAUGCGACAGAGACAACAGCCCGUGUAGAACUGCAUUCCACGUGUCAGACGAUCUCCGUCGAUCGAUCUCAUAUAGCAAACGUCGGCGUCCCGACAAAAGACGGUGGCUUCAGCAGUUACAACAGAACUCCAGCUUAUGGAGCCGGUGGACAGACGCCGAUGUAUGCGAGAGACGGAUCAAAAACACCAAUGCACGGUUCUCAAACACCUAUGUACGAAAAUGGCUCUCGCACUCCUCAUUACGGUUCAAUGACGCCGUCUCACGAUGGUUCGCGUACACCAGGGCAAUCUGGAGCCUGGGAUCCAUCAGUUACUAAUACUCCUGCAAGAACAAACGAUUUUGAUGGCUAUAGCAUGGAGGAAGGUGGCUCGCCCGGUUAUGGACCUGGAUAUCCUCCUACUGGAGGUCCGUUUACUCCACAAACACCGGGUACUAUGUAUGGUUCAGAACAAAGUUUCAGUUCGUAUCAACCGAGUCCUAGUCCUGGGGGCAGUGCUACUGCAAGUCCGAGUCCUGCAGGCUACGUUGCUACUCCAUCUCCUAGUGGUACUGGUUAUACUACUAGUCCUCACGGAGCAUUUGCGACUCCUUCUCCGAUGGGUUACAGUCCUAUGACACCUGGGGUACCAGGUAGUCCAUAUAAUCCGCAAACACCAGGUUCAGGAUUGGAUGCAGUUGGUUCUGGUAUCAUAGGUAGCUCAGAAUGGCAUACAACAGAUAUUGAAGUACGUAUUCGCGACUCUCACGACGAUCCUGCGCUCGCUGGACAACAAGCUGUUAUCCGAGGAAUUUCUGGCGGCAUGUGCACCAUUUAUCUACCUACCGAAGAUCGAGUUGUAAAUCUCGUAUGUGAACAAUUGGAGCCUGUGGUACCGUCACGUGGCGAUCGAGUCAAAGUGAUUCUAGGUGAAGAUCGCGAAGCCGUCGGCACUUUACUUUCGAUCGAUAAUCAAGAGGGAGUGGUAAAACUCAAUACGGACGAAAUUAAAUUCCUGCAAUUACGAUUUUUGUGUAAAAUGAAAGCACCGAAUACGUAAUUUUGUACAAUUUUAUUACAUGGUUACGAUAAUUUGAGUGAAAAUGAUGUUAUAAUCAUUGAUAAUAUCUCUUAUUUUACAAUAUUUACUAUAUCUCUUAUGUAUAUUAGAUGUUUAAUAUAUAUCUGACACAGUAAAAAUAAAAAAUAAAUAUCUGUAUCUUUUUCUUUUAUUUUACAUUAUAUGUAGCAAUAUAGUAAAAAGAAAAUAUUGUUUUUGACUCUUGAUUAUUACUGUCGCGCUUACAACUUGAUUAUCAAAUUGAUUAUCAAACUUUGAUAUAAUAAUUUUACAAUACAUGUAAAUUGAUACAUUGUACAAUAUUAUGCGUUAUAAUUAUAGAUUACUUAUGUGUGUGAUUGAACAAAUAUAUUUGACACUACAA
Messenger RNA from Pogonomyrmex barbatus (red harvester ant), 3721 nucleotides. It is a transcript of the gene Spt5, whose product is annotated as Transcription elongation factor subunit Spt5. Gene Ontology annotation, molecular function: mRNA binding; protein binding. The record is from RefSeq and is a predicted model, not a curated record. NCBI's taxonomy places the organism in Eukaryota, Metazoa, Arthropoda, Insecta, Hymenoptera, Formicidae. Gene Ontology annotation, biological process: transcription elongation-coupled chromatin remodeling; transcription elongation by RNA polymerase II; regulation of transcription by RNA polymerase II. Gene Ontology annotation, cellular component: DSIF complex.